AUGACAAAUAAUCAAAUCGCUUCUCUUGCCGCUGCCGAGGAGGGCAAACAGAUUACCAUCUCCGCGGUCGAGAGAAGAGCCAACGAUGACUCGAGGAAUCCAUGGACCUCGGUUCCAGUUAACGACCAAGAUCUCUCCCAAGGAUACAAGGAUAUCAGCUUUCGCCAGCUGAAUAACUACACCAACCAUGCCGCGCAUUGGUUAUCUGAGAAUCUACCCCCAAGCUCCGAGCCAUUCCAAAGCUUUGCCUAUGCGGGUCCCAAGGAUUUGCGCUAUCCAAUCCUGGCUUUGGCUGCAGCGAAACUGCAGAAAGUGAUCGUCCUUCCUUCGCCACUUAUCACGCCCGAUGCUCAGACGAGAAUCCUCAAUGCCAAGAACUGUGGUCUUUAUCUGCACACAGCCGCGAUGGCGGAACCCAUAGCAGCUGUACUCAAGGAAGCACCUCACGUUCAAGCUAUCACGGUGCCUGACCUCAGCGUCUUUGUAAACGAAGACCCAGCACCCACAUAUACAUACUCCAAAUCGUGGGAAGAGGCUAAGGAUGAUCCCUGGGUUGUCUUCCACACAUCAGGCACCACAGGAUACCCUAAGCCACUUACAUAUACGCAGUACAUGAUGGCGAUGCCCGGCGUGGUGGCGUCUAUUCCAGGCAUGGAAGAGUGCUGGGUCGGCCGGUAUAGCAACAAACGACUAUAUACCCCGCUGCCAUCUUUACAUCUGGUUGGAAUGAUUUUCAUAUUGGGACUGACUACCUUUAACGAUACAAUCAUCGUAGUCGGACCAUCCGCACCUCCAACUCCUCAAAACGUUCUAGAUGUCAUUAAAUACGGCAAAGUAAAUUCCGCCCUUCUAACACCGGCCCUCAUCGAAGAAAUAUGUCUAUCACAGACCGGUGUUGAUACACUGCGAAGCCUCGACUAUGUUCAGUACGCCGGGGCACCUCUAGCAGCAAAGGCAGGCAAUUUGCUAGCGUCGCAUACGAACGUCACACCUACCAUCGGCAGUACCGAAGCCGGAGGCUACAUGACCAAAAUACAUGGCAAAAAGGACGCAUGGGACUACAUCAGUUUCCACGAACGUGCCGGGGCGGUCUUCGAGCAGCGCUUCGAUGAUCUGCACGAGUUAGUCUUUGUGCGCCAGCCCGACGACCGAACGCAGUCAAUCUUCAAGCUUUAUACGGACCGUGAUCGCUACCCGACGAAUGAUCUCUGGAUCGAACACCCUGUUUACAAGGGUCUGUGGAAGAUUAUUGGUCGUGCCGAUGACCAUGUUAGCUUUUCGCAUGGGGAAGGCCUUCAUGCGUCGCGUCUAGAGCCGGAGAUCGAAGCUCACCCCGCUGUUAAGUCGGCGUUGAUUGGGGGUCAUGGGUAUUCGGCGCCGGUGCUCUUGCUUGAAUUGUAUACCGGGAGUGUGGACGAGAAUGACCGGGUUUCAUUCCUUGCUGCCCUGCAGUCUCAUAUUGAUAAGGUCAAUGCUCAGGUCCAUCAGUGUGUGGCUCUUUCUGCCGAUCGAAUUAUCAUAGCGACGGAGGAUAAGCCGUUUGUACGGACGGUUAAGGGCAGUGUUGGGCGGGUGCAGACUCUGGCAGCUUAUAAGGAUGAGAUUGCAGCUUUAUUUGCCUAG
Penicillium cosmopolitanum is the source of this 1623-nucleotide messenger RNA. RefSeq names its product putative AMP-binding enzyme. The transcript is spliced from 4 exons. NCBI's taxonomy places the organism in Eukaryota, Fungi, Ascomycota, Eurotiomycetes, Eurotiales, Aspergillaceae. Bases 1 to 1623 code for a protein of 540 amino acids. The record is from RefSeq and is a predicted model, not a curated record.